Porites evermanni is the source of this 2238-nucleotide messenger RNA. The record is from the annotation of a GenBank genome assembly. NCBI's taxonomy places the organism in Eukaryota, Metazoa, Cnidaria, Anthozoa, Scleractinia, Poritidae.
UCCAGUCUCUUUUAUUGAGCCGCCACUAGGGGACCACUGGGGUGUGACAGUCCUAGGGUGUAACUGUUAACUUGGGUGCGGUGUUUUGUCGCAUGCAAUAAAAUAUGGCGUCGGAAGCACAAGAGGUUAUAGCCAUUACUGGGGUUUCCGCCGGUCUGGGCCUUGCGAUGGUAAAAUGGUUCAUUUCCAGGGGCCAUACAGUGGUAGGAUGUGCCCGAUCAGCUGAAAAAAUACGUCACUUAAACGACGAGUUUUGCAGCGGAAACAAACCCAAGAAGUUUUCUGUAGUCAAUAUUGUUGACGAGACAGAGGUUAAGCAUUGGUCGCAAGAUGUUAUUUCUCGGUUUGGACCGCCAACUUUCCUUCUCAACAACGCCUCUGUGAUAAAUAAUAACAAGAAUUUGUGGGAAAUACCAGCAGAAGAGUUUAACAAAGUUAUUGACGUUAACAUCAAAGGUACCACAAAUGUGAUUCGCUCUUUUGUUCCAGAGAUGAUCAAAGCAGGUAAAGGUAUAGUUGUUAAUUUCAGUUCAGGCUGGGGAAGGAGCGUGGCGCCUCACGAGGCACCUUAUUGUGCUACCAAGUGGGCUAUAGAGGGGCUCUCCAAGGCAAUGGCCCUUGAGUUGCCAGCCCCAUUGGCUUGUAUACCGUUAAACCCAGGAAUCAUCAACACUCCUAUGCUACAGAUUUGCUUUGGAAAACGAGCCGCAGACAUGAGAACACCAGAACAGUGGGCAGAGACAGCUUGUCCAUUUAUCUUAUCUUUAGAUCACUCUCACAAUGGCAGCAGCCUCACAACUCCUUAGAGGCUCAUGGAAGUGGUACAUAUUUUUGUUUAAAUGUAGUUGGACACCUUUGUUCCUAACACAGAGUUGGGCCCUGCCUUUCUUCAGUAUAUUUUUUUACUCUGUAACAUUGAGACAUACAAUGAACCCUUGGUGUUGGUCUCCAACUGUCUGUUGACUUUUAACAGUUUUGUGUCAAAAAAGAAUGAAUUUUGUCAACUGAAUUGAAAAGGUAUUUUAAGAAAAUGGCCAACCCUGACAAUAGGCCAUUUGCACAAUGAGGUUUUACUAUUAGGACCAGAUUCAAUUAAUUUCGUAUUUUCCUUCACAUUUAAAUUUGGUAAUCCUGGCCCAGUGCAGUUUAAAUGACAAAAACCUUAAUUUGCACAAGUAAGCAAAACCCUGAAGGAUUUUGUUAGUGGUAUUGAAAAAUGAUGCCAAUCAAUCAAUCAAUCAGUAAUCUUUAUUUAUACACGAUAAUAUUUAAAGCGACGCUUCGCUUGUGGGGUCGUGUCUAAUUUGUGAAGGCCAUUGUGAACAUGGCCUAUAUUUGUUUGCUGUUAACAGCAUCAAAGCUUGUAAAGCAGGUGCUAGUUUUUAAAAGGAGGAUAGCUCCAUCCAUUGGUGAAAUCUCUAUCCAAUUGCCAAGGCGUUAGGUAUGCAGAAUUGUGAUUUAUCUGUUGGAAAGUGCAAUCCAAGUUUGAACAACUGGGACCAGACUUAAAUACUAUUGUUAACUCAAAAUUGGCCCUAAGACACAGACAAUGCUAGACCAGAUCAAACUAAAGUAACCAAUCGUUCCAAAAGUAAAGAGGUUACCGGCCAUUUAAUACUGACCAUACAUACAUGUCGUUGGGCCAGUAAUCUGGUAAAGGAUAAAGACAAUUGCCUAGUUUAAAACCAAGAGGGGCUGGUACAAGUCCAUUUAUUAUGGGAUAAACAACACAGGACCCAUAUAGUCAGAAAGAACACAUUGAAAUUAGCAACAAUUUCAAGUUUGGUGUUUAUCAGGCCUAUAUUGAACAAGAUACAGCCAUUCAAAAACUCCAAAAUUUACUGAGAAAUAUAUAGACGUCUGAACAAUGUGUGCAGCAAUCCAUACAUCUCUUACAAAUUUUCAAGUUUAUAAAUAGCUUGUUCAACAUUGGCCUGAUUGACACCAAACCUAAAAUUUUUCAUAUGACUAUGUGGGUCUCUUGUUGUUUAUCAUAUAAUAAACCAACUCAUACCCAGCCCCUCUAUGUUAGAAACAAGGCAGUGGAAAGUAACUUGGGGAGGAAAAGUGAAAGCAACUACUUUGUUAGUAAGUUUCGAAGUAAUUAAGGGAAAUUGUUUCCAGACCUUUUUUAACUACAUAAUAGAGUUCAGACUGUUGUAUAUAAUAAAUAAUUAUUGUAAUGAUUAUUUCGGUAAUAAUAAUAAUGAUACUAUCAUGUGCCAUGUCAUAUAACAA